Heterotrigona itama is the source of this 1750-nucleotide messenger RNA. The record is from the annotation of a GenBank genome assembly. Lineage: Eukaryota; Metazoa; Arthropoda; Insecta; Hymenoptera; Apidae.
AUGCGUAACGACGAACAAUCGAUAGAAGUCGUUGUGACGAUCUGUGUAGAUAACAGUGCACCUGUCAAAUUCCUCAUGUUGUGAGGUUAUCUUUUUUUAUUCUGAUUUCCAGAAUUUUCUCAAAAUCUACAAUGGAUACACGCCAGAUGCGUGUAGAAAUUCUUCUCCUUUUUAUCUUCACGAUUUUUGGAUCAUUUUCAUUUGGAAAUGCAGCAUCCGCGCAUAUACACUCUCAUCAGCACAAUAAACAAAGUAGCAAUGAAAGAACAGAGGAUGGUGCAUUUAGUCCGCGAGACAUGGACCACUAUGCUGGGGGAGAACAUCAUCAAGAAUUUGAUCAUGAAGCUAUUCUAGGGAGUGUAAAGGAGGCAGAAGAGUUUGAUAAACUUCCAACUAAAGAAUCAAAACGACGUCUAGCAAUUUUAUUGACAAAGAUGGAUUUAAACAAUGACAAAUUUAUCGAAAGAAACGAACUAAAAGCUUGGAUUCUACGUUCCUUUAGCAUGCUUUCUGCUGAAGAAUCUCAGGAUCGAUUGGAAGAUGCUGAUACAGAUGAAGAUGGUAAAGUCAAUUGGAAUGAAAUCCUUCAAGAUACGUACGGCACAGAUCCAAAAGACUUAGCAGUGGAUGACAAACUUAUCACUGAUGAUAAGGAAACCUUUGUAGCUGCUGAUAUGGACAAAGAUGGUUAUCUAAAUGCAGAAGAAUUUAAAGCUUAUACACAUCCUGAAGAAACACCAAGAAUGUUUCCACUUCUAUUGAAGCAAGCUCUAGAUGACAAGGAUACAGAUAAAGAUGGAUAUAUUAGUUUCCAAGAAUUUAUUGGAAAUAGAGCUAAAGCUGAAGAUAAAGAAUGGUUGUUAAUAGAAAAAGAUAAAUUUGACUAUGAACAUGAUAAAAAUGGAGAUGGAAGAUUAGAUUCUGAUGAAAUACUUUCUUGGCUAGUACCUAGUAACGAGGAAAUUGCAAGCGACGAAGUCGAUCAUUUAUUUGCUGCAUCCGAUGACGAUCACGAUAAUAGAUUAUCGUUUGAUGAAAUUUUAGACCAUCACGAUGCUUUUGUUGGUAGUGAAGCUACAGAUUAUGGAGAUCAUUUACAAGAUAUUGAACGUUUCACGGAUGAAUUUUGAAAAUCGAUUGCUAAAUGGAUUAGCAAAAUUUUUACUUCCUUUCAUAAUAGUUAUCAACAACUUACAUGGCUGAAAAUAUUUUUAAUAAUUUUUAAUGCCAUGAUUUUAGCUCUUAUAUGUUUUGGUAUUCCUAUUUAUGCUGCAUUUAGAAUACAUUUAUAUCACCACUGAUACAAUAUCUACAAACAUUUACAAUUGCACGAAUUUGUUUAAGAUAUUCAACAAAUAGUCUCACAAGCCACAGUCUUCCAAUUUUUACAAAAGUUUAGUGCCAUAAAAAACUGGCAUCAUCUUAUACAAAUGUUAGUACAAUAAUACUUAUGUUAUAAGAUUUAGUAUCAAUAAGAGUUACCAAAAUUUUAAUUUUAUUAUUUAUUAUAUAAACAGUUGAUUAUGUACAUUGAUUUAUGUGCAUUAAUAUCUUCUUUUGUGGAAUUACAAAAAUAAGUGAAAGUAAAGUAUAAGAAUUUAGGAAAAUAGUAAUUUAAAAUAUUAAUUUUAUUAAUUAUUGUUCAGUAUUUAUAUAUAUAUAAUUAUGUUGUUUAGCGUCCACAUAUAACCUUUAAUGCAGUUUUGUCUACUUUUCAUAUUAUGUGACGAAAAAUGUAUAAUAAAUUUUU